AUGUCGUUCCAGCGGGUUGGGCAAAAGAGCUGGCUUGAUGUGUUUCCACUUAAGAAGUAUGUGUACAAGUCCAACGCAGAGGAUAAGCACCGAACGCUCUUUGUAGAUGUAGGAGGCGGCUAUGGACACCAGUGCCGGGAGACACUGAAGAGGUUUCCCUGGCUGCAAGGGCGUGUUGUGCUGCAGGAUACCCACGAGGCAGCCAUAGACUCAGCCAUGGCCAUUGAAGGACUAAAGGUUGUUCACCACGACUUCACCAAGCCUCAACCAGUUAAAGGGGCCUGCGUGUACUAUCUACGAAAUAUCCUGCAUGACUGGCCCGAUCAAGCCUGCUAUAACAUUCUCUCCCAAAUCAAAGAGGUCCUCGCUCCCGACUCGGUCAUUCUGCUGGAUGAGCUCAUCAUUCACGAUGAGGGCGCACAUUGGUAUGGUGCCUCGUUUGAUCUGCUCAUGAUGGCCAACUAUGGUGCACGCGAGCGGUCGCUGAAUGAGUGGGAUCGCCUUCUAGAGACAGUUGGCCUGGAACGAAAAACGUUUGUGCCUUACAGCAUGCAUGGAGAUGGUAUUCAGGUGGUUGGUGUUCGAGGAACGAUUCACGAAAAUUUGUGA
This is a messenger RNA of Bipolaris sorokiniana ND90Pr, 609 nucleotides long. RefSeq lists its product as uncharacterized. The record is from RefSeq and is a predicted model, not a curated record. Gene Ontology annotation, molecular function: O-methyltransferase activity. The transcript has a single exon. NCBI's taxonomy places the organism in Eukaryota, Fungi, Ascomycota, Dothideomycetes, Pleosporales, Pleosporaceae. Bases 1 to 609 code for a protein of 202 amino acids.